GGAGCCCGCGCCACCACCCCCGCUGGUCACUGCGCAAGCGCGGCCCGCGAGCGUGGGGCCUCUGGAGGCUGCGGGCUGGUGGCACGCCGGAGCGCGGGGGCUUGCGGCCUGCGUUGGGCGGGCUCCAGCCGCGCACCACCUGAGGUAGCGAGGCGCCGUGAGCUGAGUCUCCCUUCGCCCUGGGCAGUGUGGCCAUGGAAAAUCAGGUGCUGACGCCGCACGUCUAUUGGGCUCAGCGACACCGAGAGCUGUAUCUGCGCGUGGAGCUGAGUGAUGUGCAGAAUCCUGCCAUCAGCAUCACUGAAAAUGUGCUUCAUUUCAAAGCUCAGGGACAUGGUGCCAAAGGAGACAAUGUCUAUGAAUUUCACCUGGAGUUCUUAGACCUGGUGAAGCCAGAGCCGGCUUACAAACUGACCCAGAGGCAGGUAAACAUUACGGUGCAGAAGAAGGUGAGUCAAUGGUGGGAGAGACUCACCAAGCAGGAGAAGCGCCCACUGUUUUUGGCCCCUGACUUUGAUCGAUGGCUGGAUGAGUCUGAUGCGGAAAUGGAGCUCAGAGCCAAGGAAGAAGAACGCCUCAAUAAACUCAGACUUGAAAGCCAAGGCUCCCCUGAAACUCUUAUAAGCUUGAAGAAAGGAUAUCUGUUCAUGUAUAAUCUUGUACAGUUCUUGGGAUUCUCCUGGAUGUUUGUCAACAUGACUGUGCGGUUCUUUAUCUUGGGAAAAGAGUCCUUCUACGACACAUUCCACACCAUGGCUGACAUGAUGUAUUUCUGCCAGAUGCUGUCAGUUGUGGAAACUAUCAAUGCAGCAAUUGGAGUCACUAAGUCACCAGUGAUGCCUUCUCUUAUCCAGCUUCUUGGAAGAAAUUUCAUUUUGUUUAUCAUCUUUGGCACCAUGGAAGAAAUGCAAAACAAAGCUGUGGUUUUCUUUGUGUUUUACACCUGGAGCACAAUUGAAAUUUUCAGGUACCCCUUCUACAUGCUUUACUGCCUGGACAUGGACUGGAAGGUGCUCACAUGGCUUCGUUACACUGUGUGGAUUCCUCUGUAUCCUCUGGGAUGUUUGGCAGAAGCUGUCUCAGUGAUCCAAUCCAUUCCAGUAUUCAAUGAAACGGGAAGAUUCAGUUUCACGUUGCCAUAUCCAGUGAAAAUCAAAGUUCGAUUUUCCUUUUUUCUUCAGAUUUAUCUUAUAUUAUUAUUUUUAGGGUUAUACAUAAAUUUCCGUCACCUUUAUAAGCAGCGCAGGCGGCGCUAUGGACAAAAAAAGAAAAAGAUCAACUGAAAAGGGAGAUUUAGAUGACUUCUUGCCAGUUUAGCCUAAUCUAUAAUUCUUACAGUUUUAUCUUCUUGUAACUGAUGUAAAAGUUUUUUUUAAAGUUAAAUGAUUAAAUUCUCAGUGAGGCUGUCUUCUCUUUUCCUCACUAACAUCCCUGAAUUUAUCAUCUUAGUGUAGUACUUGCAUGACAUAGAUUUCUGAUACCUGAUGACAGGUUUGUUCUUUUGUAUUCUGUUUGUGACAGCAGACUCAGCGCCUCCCCCACCAACUCCGUGUCCAGUCAGUCUAUUUCAUACAGGCCAGAGAGAUUUCUUCAGUGCCCUGACCCUGCCACAUACUGGUCAUUCUUACAGAGAUUUGUUCUUUUCUAUUGUGAAAAGAAGCAAGAUGACGUUGCUCUAUUAUAGGAAGCUGUGAAAGUGACUCAGGCAGGACCUAAUACAUUCUGUACCUAAGGGGUUACUUGUUAAGUGGGGUAGUAUUGAGUUUUCUGAAAAUCAAGUUUCAACUUAGUAAUGGAUAAAACAUCUGAGUCUAAGUGGGACUGGAGAAUACAUAUUACCUCUGAAUCUUUUGGCCUCUAACAGUAUCUGUUACUACGUGCUUACCUGUGUGGGCACAGAAUGAUUUAGAAACCAGUCAGAAUCUUGGAACGUCAAGAUCACUAACUUCAUUCCUAGCAAAAACAGAACUAUUUUCAACUCUAAAGAAAGAUGAAACAUUAGUUAGACUAUGAAGCUAUGAGAGUUCCAAACCCAAAUGGCUACAGGGGUCAGAAGGGUCCAAUUAGCCAUAAGACAGCUGGCGAUGCAACCUGUAGCUAACUGGAAACACACCUACAACACUGUCUUAGGCUGUGCACAAACAAAAGCUCAGUCUUCCUUCCCUUUCACUGUCUGAAUCCACUUACUUGUGUACCUGUCAGAGUAAGUGGUGGGAUUGUCUGUUUUUGAAUAGACCUCGAAAGUACCUGCUUUUAUUUUACCUGUCUGCAGUAGGACAGUGAACAGAGAACUUUGGCUAGAGAACCACCAGCCGGUCCUGAAACAGAUUCCUGGCAGGAAACCCAUCAACAGAGGAACUGAAAAAAAAUCUAGUAGACUUUAUGAAGUUUGGCCAUUGUCAAAAACAUGUUUCCUUUACUACAUUCCAAGUAAACCAAGUAAAAUGUAUUAGAAGUAAUGCUUGUGUAAAAGAUUUUAAGGCACAAUAGCGCUUUCUGUUCUGCCAUUCCCAUUGUUCCUGGAGAAAAGGGGAUUAAAUAAGUUACGUUGUUUCUCUGAGCUGAAGAUGGAAACUUGGUUUGACUUGAAAACAUCUGAUUAGGAUAGGCUGGCUGAUUUUUUACAAGUUCAUUGCACUGAAGGAUAUUUUGCAUGUCUGUAACUUCUGUCAACACUUGUUUGUAUUAACUUCUGGUGUUCUUUCAACCGACUUUCUGUGUGUAAUUGGGCAGAUCAGCUUUGCAGUAGAUUAUGCUGCAUCUGUGGCAGGAUCUUGUGUUCUUAUAAGCCCUUUUGUUGCUGUCUGAGAAAGCAAAAGGUUGUGUAUUUCUAUUAAACAUUUGCAGUCAAAAUCCUAGUAAC
Rhinolophus ferrumequinum (greater horseshoe bat) is the source of this 2863-nucleotide messenger RNA. It is a transcript of the gene HACD3, whose product is annotated as 3-hydroxyacyl-CoA dehydratase 3. Gene Ontology annotation, biological process: very long-chain fatty acid biosynthetic process; fatty acid elongation; sphingolipid biosynthetic process. The transcript is spliced from 11 exons. The coding region runs from base 195 to 1283 and encodes 362 amino acids. Lineage: Eukaryota; Metazoa; Chordata; Mammalia; Chiroptera; Rhinolophidae. Gene Ontology annotation, cellular component: endoplasmic reticulum membrane. Gene Ontology annotation, molecular function: 3-hydroxyacyl-CoA dehydratase activity. The record is from RefSeq and is a predicted model, not a curated record.